This is a messenger RNA of Cicer arietinum (chickpea), 1282 nucleotides long. The record is from RefSeq and is a predicted model, not a curated record. Lineage: Eukaryota; Viridiplantae; Streptophyta; Magnoliopsida; Fabales; Fabaceae.
AAUAAAAACAAACACAUUAAUAACCCAACUCCGUUAGUUUAGGUAGUUUGUGGCAGUGAGGAUGAUUGAGUUACAAUUACAACAGUGUUGUCCUGCUCUGAGUUUGGCGUUCCCAACUAUAAACAAAGUAGCACCAUAUACAAGUAGAGCUACAAUUAGAGGUCAUAAAGUAUGUUUAAACAAAAAUGUAUUAUCUAUUCCAAAGUCAAAUUCGAGGCUCACCACAUUCUGCUCUGCACUUGCCUCCCAAGAAUCUAAGUCUGAGUCUCCUGUGAAAGAGAGAAGCGUUUCCGUUGUCCUGCUCGCAGGAGGGAAAGGCAAAAGGAUGGGAGCUAACAUGCCAAAGCAAUAUCUUCCUCUCUUGGGUCAACCAAUUGCAUUAUAUAGUUUCUACACUUUUACUCAAAUGCUUGAAGUCAAAGAAAUCGUUGUUGUCUGCGAUCCGUCAUACAAGGACGUUUUUGAAGAUGUAAAAGGAAAUAGCCAAGUACAACUCAAAUUUGCACUGCCUGGAAAAGAAAGGCAGGAUUCUGUUUACAAUGGCCUUCAGGCUGUUGAUUCUAACUCUGAACUUGUUUGCGUUCAUGAUUCUGCAAGACCUUUGGUGUUACAAGGAGAUGUGCAAAAGGUCCUUAAAGAUGGAUUGUUGAACGGAGCUGCUGUUCUUGGUGUUCCUGUAAAGGCCACAAUCAAAGAGGCAAAUACUGAAUCAUUUGUGGUUAGAACAUUGGACAGAAAAACGCUAUGGGAGAUGCAGACUCCACAGGUCAUCAAACCCAAUUUGCUGAGGGAAGGCUUUGAGCUUGUAAAUAGAGAAGGUCUUGAAGUUACUGACGAUGUGUCUAUUGUGGAGCACCUUAAACAUCCUGUUUAUAUCACCGAAGGAUCUUAUACCAACAUCAAGGUGACUACACCUGAUGAUUUAUUACUGGCAGAGAGAAUAUUGAAUAUAAAUUCUGGGGAAAGUUCUUAAUAAAGUUUUGCCAAUCUCACAGUUGAAGGGAAAUCGUUAUUAAACAUUUUUUCUUCAAUAGAUUAUUAUUUUUUGCCCUGCAACAAUGCAACAUGGUGUCUGGCAGCUCAAACUGUAUACAAGUUUUUUAGUUAACUCUGUAACUUAUUGAGAUUUGUGUAAAAACACAUGGCUCUUGCUUAAACCAAGGGAAGUGUUUCCGCAUGGUAGGAGAAACCUACUUUCAUUACUAGAGCCGCAUGCAAUUUGAUGGUAUUAAAGAAUCUUUAACCAAGUUUGGCAAACAUAAUAAAGGUCUCGAUUUUCAAA